GGUUAUUCACCGAAAACAAUAAUUAUUAAUAUUCUACUCUGAUAUUCAUUCUAAAUUUUCAGAUUAAUUUUGAAUACGUAAAAGUUGUUGUUGUGAACCUUUUACAUAUCUGAACACUAGUUGUUAAUGUUCCGUACAUAAUUUAUAAUGGAAGGUUUAGAAUCACGUUUGAAAAAGCAAGUUGAACUAAUAAAACGUAUAGAAACUUUUUUUGAGCUCCAAGCGUGUAAAUCUCUCAUAGUUUCGGAUUGUAACAAUCUUCAUACAAAUUCUUGUGAUAGUUCCGAUGCACUACGGGAGGCACGAAAAUCCGUUACACAUUUUCGAAAACACUUAUAUCCUAAGUAUACUGAAGUGAAGCAAUUACUGCAUAAAAACCUUCUUCUUAUGUUGCAUUUAAUGGAACAAAUUGAUAAAAUUCAAUGUAACAAUGUUCUGAAAGAACAACAUCCAAACACAGUUAUGAACAGUCAGCAACAAAAAACCAAUUCCAUUCCAACUGUACAUACAGUUGAUAAAAUGUUUCUAACGGAUUAUCAGAAAUCACCAUUUGUGUCAAAAAUGAAACCUAGAUGCCUAUCGUUUUUGGAUUUCAAUAUACAGAUAAGCCAAGAAGAAUUUGAACAAGUACCUAAAUAUAUGAGAGGUCGUGACAGUUUAGACGAACUAAUUGGAUUCCUUCAGUCGGUGAUUGUGUCCUGCUUCGAAGAAAAGUACUCUUUGCUGUAUAAAAAUAAAAAAGCUGUUACUAAUCAGCAAGAUUUGGCAAUGUGGAAAACCUUCCAUCAGCAGCAAACUGCGUUUCCAAAUAGCAAAUUUAUCACACAAGGCGAUAUUGCCAGGAAGUUGGGUCGACUUAUUGACAAAAAAGUUAAUUCCAAACUUACAAUGCUGCGACAUUUACACAUCCUUCAGGAAACUAGAAGUGAAGGUACCGUUUAUUAUAUCUGGAUACGUGAAUAACUUCAAUGCCUCAGUUAUGGUUGAAAUAUAAACUUAUUUUGUA
Malaya genurostris is the source of this 1006-nucleotide messenger RNA. RefSeq lists its product as uncharacterized. The transcript is spliced from 2 exons. Lineage: Eukaryota; Metazoa; Arthropoda; Insecta; Diptera; Culicidae. Gene Ontology annotation, biological process: regulation of microtubule polymerization or depolymerization; chromosome segregation; mitotic cell cycle. Bases 148 to 963 code for a protein of 271 amino acids. Gene Ontology annotation, molecular function: microtubule binding. Gene Ontology annotation, cellular component: spindle microtubule; outer kinetochore; mitotic spindle. The record is from RefSeq and is a predicted model, not a curated record.